Molecule: messenger RNA, 582 nt
Organism: Microthlaspi erraticum
Lineage: Eukaryota; Viridiplantae; Streptophyta; Magnoliopsida; Brassicales; Brassicaceae
Source: the annotation of a GenBank genome assembly
AUGGCAGAUUCCGACAUAGAGACAAGCAGUAACCACAACAGCAACGGCAACAACGAUAACCACUCAACCUCGUCGUCAACGACAAGCGUUCAUGUCUCAGCUCUCGACGGGAUAGUCAACGCGAAUUCUCUCUUCACGGUUGCAGUCUUUGUCGGAAUCACUUUCGACCAACCGCGUGACCUGACCCUCACGGAGAGGAGCGAGUGCACCGCCGGAGUAGACGUGGAAAGAGACCUGGUUGUGUUCGAAGUCAUUUCCUUUGCGUUCUUCCUCUUCUCUUCCCUUGUGGCUCAAGGGAUGAAGCUAACCAUCAACUUGUUGAACAGUAAAGAAACGGACGAAGUCUUUAAAGCAAAUAUCAAUAGUGACUUGCUUCGCCUCGGUGUGGUUGGUGCAGCCGGUGGAUCUAUCUUGGGCUGUGUUUUUCUUCUCUUGUCGAUGGUUGAUGUUAUUCAGCUCCGGCUCGGGUUGCUCUCUUGCGGUGGCUCGUUGGCGGUUCAUACCGUGUUGGCGCUCGUGGUCUUGGUCUCUUCUGCUCUUAGUGUUUAUAUCUUCACCGUAUUUUACUCUUUCAAGAAAUGA